GCCUGCACAGCCAGGUGCGUGCUCAUUACCUGCCCCCUGUCUCCAUCAGCUCCACCGUGGAUACCUCUCUAUGAAUUGAGGGCGGCAGUUAAGUGAUAAAUGAAUCUCAAAGACUAAAGCAAAACAUGCGACGAAGGCAGUUGUACAAGUUCGCGGUGUGCGCGUGCGUGCUCGUAUACAUCUACUACGUGUUCGGCGUGAGGGACUACAUCUACGCGCGCAGCUUCGACCACGAGUUCGACUACCCGCUGGCCGCCGACAUCCGGCCCGCGGUGGCCGCCGUGCUCGCCGGACACGAGCCCCCGCUCGCCCCCAUCAACUACUACCCGCACCGCUUCCUCACCAACUCGGGCAAGUGCGCCACGCUCGAGCGGCUCGACCUCUUCAUCGUCGUCAAGUCCGCCAUGUCCCACCUCGAGCGGCGCGACGCCAUCCGCCAAACGUACGGACAGGAGAACUUCAUCCCCGGCACCAUAGUGAGAACCCUGUUCUUCCUCGGCGUCGACCCGCCGCCCAAGUCGGACACGCAGCGGCGCAUAGAAGAGGAGAUGGCGCGGCACAGGGACAUCAUCCAGAUCGACUUCCUCGACGACUACUACAACAACACGAUCAAGACGAUGAUGUCGUUCCGGUGGCUGUACGAGCACUGCGCCGUCGCCGACUUCUACCUCUUCACCGACGACGACAUGUACAUCUCCGUCGCCAACUUGCUCGAGUACGUGCACGAGCGCACCGACUCGCGCUCGCGGAACGGGACGGCGAGCGCGACGGGCGGUGCGAGUAAGAAGGACGGGGCGCUGCUGGCGGGGUACGUGUUCCAGUCGGCGCCGCAGCGAUUCCGGUCGAGCAAGUGGCGCGUGUCACUGGAGGAGUACCCGUGGAAUCGAUGGCCGCCGUAUGUGACUGCGGGCGCGUACGUCGUGUGCAACCGCGCCAUGCGGCUGCUGUACGCCGGCAGUCUCUUCGUGAAGCAUUUCCGCUUCGACGACGUGUACCUCGGCAUCGUGGCCAAGAAGGUGGGCGUUGCGCCGGCGCACUGUCCCCGCUUCCAUUUCUAUAAGAAGUCGUACAGCCGGGAGGGUUACCGCCGCGUCAUCGCCUCGCACGGGUACUCGGACCCGCGAGAUCUCAUCACCGUCUGGAACGAGCAGAACAGCGUCGCCUGAAACUGUGCAAGCCUUGUGUUAGUGACACGUCUUGUGGAAGUGUAUGUGACUCGUUGUGUAUGGACAUUAUUUUAAAUAAUUUUUAUAUGUAGUCAGUAAAUCAAUUUUCUAUAUGUAUUGGAGUAAUGCUCUCUGCUGGUAGGACUUGAUUUAGCUGAUAUUUAGCGAGAAAAAUAGGUAAUUGUUAUUUAUUAAACUAUUUCCGUAUCAAUGGUUUCAACUGUCAUUGUCUCGUUUUCGUUUU
Messenger RNA from Papilio machaon (common yellow swallowtail), 1410 nucleotides. RefSeq names its product beta-1,3-galactosyltransferase brn. The transcript is spliced from 2 exons. Gene Ontology annotation, cellular component: membrane. Lineage: Eukaryota; Metazoa; Arthropoda; Insecta; Lepidoptera; Papilionidae. Gene Ontology annotation, molecular function: hexosyltransferase activity; UDP-glycosyltransferase activity. The coding region runs from base 126 to 1166 and encodes 346 amino acids. The record is from RefSeq and is a predicted model, not a curated record.